Messenger RNA from Aureobasidium uvarum, 1789 nucleotides. Lineage: Eukaryota; Fungi; Ascomycota; Dothideomycetes; Dothideales; Saccotheciaceae. The record is from the annotation of a GenBank genome assembly.
GUUUUCUAUCAAUUCGCUCAUCAUGCCGUUCUGGGACAAGAACGAGAAGACGAGCGAUGUCAUCUCGCAAGCACCAUCCGACCCGGCUUUCUAUCGUAGCGAGUCUCAUGCCGAGGGUGUCGUUCACAGCAGUACCGAUCACCUUCAGCGCCGUCUGGGUAACAGACAGAUUCAAUUGAUCGCUAUCGGAGGUUCCAUCGGUACGGCUUUGUUCGUAUCCAUCGGUGGUGGUCUCGAAAAAGGUGGACCCGCAUCGCUCUUCCUGGCCUAUACCAUCUAUUCGUGCUUCCUUGGGUAUGGCCCAGAUUCAUUGUUUCCAUUGGCUAUGACGAUCCUCUAUCCAGUAGAGGGCGGUUUCAUUCGUCUUGCUGGCAAGUUUGUGGACGAAGCCUUUGGUUUUAUGGCCGGCUGGAACUUCUUUCUUUAUGAAGCCCUUCUUAUUCCAUUUGAGAUUACCGCUUUGACUACCGUGCUCGGAUUUUGGUCGGAUAACGUGCCUCCGUGGUCGGUGCCGAUCGCGUGUAUCGUCGGUGGAUUCCAGCUGACAUGUUCCUCUAGUCUCCUUAACGUCCUGGCUGUAAAAGCCUACGGUGAAGCUGAGUUCUGGCUGUCUGGCGGAAAGGUCAUCCUAAUUUUCUUGCUCUUCUCCUUUACAUUCGUCACCAUGGUCGGUGGAAACCCUUCACACGACGCCUACGGAUUUAGAAACUGGAAGCAUGGCGAAGCAUUCCAAGAGUACAGAUCCAAAGGUUCUCUCGGCCAGUUCGAAGGAUUCCUUGCUGCUCUCUGGUCUGCAUCUUUCUGUGUCGUCGGACCAGAGUACAUCUCCAUGGUCUCCGCCGAAGCCAAGCGCCCUCGUAUCUACAUCAAGACCGCAUUCAAGACCGUCUACUACCGUUUCGGUAUCUUCUUUAUUGGGGGAGCUCUCGCUGCUGGUAUCGUUGUUGCUUCCAAGGACCCCGAGCUUGUCGCCAUUGUCACUGGAACUAAGUCUGGAGGUGGUACUGCUGCUGCAUCGCCAUAUGUCAUCGCCAUGAAGAACAUGGCAAUUACUGGACUCCCCGACUUGGUCAAUGCACUAUUGGUCACCUCAAUUUUCUCCGCUGGUAACACCUACACCUACUGCGCCACUCGCUCUCUUCACGGUAUGGCUGUCGAAGGCCGCGCUCCCGGAAUCUUCAAAAAGACCACCAAGAAUGGUGUCCCGGUUUACUGUUUUGCUUUCGUCAUGCUGUUCCCUUGCUUGUCCUUCCUCCAGGUUAGCAGUGGCUCGAACAAGGUUUUGACAUGGUUGGUCAACCUGAUCACUGCAGGUGGCAUUAUCAACUACAUUGUUAUGACUGUCACCUACAUCUUCUUCUGGCGUGCUAUGAAGGCCCAGGGCGUUGACAGAAAGCUGCUGCCAUACUGUGGUUGGUUCCAACCUUACUCCGCCUAUAUCGGACUUGCCUGGAUGAUUAUGAUUGUCACCUGCUACGGAUACACCAGCUUCGCACCGUGGUCUACUGACAAUUUUUUCAUCUACUACACUAUUUAUGCCUCCCAAAUUCAAGUUUGUUGGGUUUUGUUGGCACCCGUGCUGUUUAUAUUCUGGAAGGUCUUGAAGAGGACCAAGCUUCAAAAGCCCAUGACUACCGACCUCGUCUGGGAGCGUCCUGCCAUCGAUGCCUACGAGGCUACCUUCCUCGACCCUCCCAACAGCUUUUGGAACGAAAUGCUUGGCCCUCUCAGAAGAAACAAGGGCAGCGAUCGCCAGUACAGCGACUCUGGCAACCACUCCGGUAUGGAA